This is a messenger RNA of Theobroma umbraticum, 2061 nucleotides long. RefSeq names its product transcription termination factor MTERF15, mitochondrial-like. The record is from RefSeq and is a predicted model, not a curated record. Gene Ontology annotation, biological process: regulation of DNA-templated transcription. Gene Ontology annotation, molecular function: double-stranded DNA binding. NCBI's taxonomy places the organism in Eukaryota, Viridiplantae, Streptophyta, Magnoliopsida, Malvales, Malvaceae.
CUUAAACCCUAAACCCUGUGCACAAAAUUCCUCAAAAAAAACAGAAUGCAAGUACUGAAAUCAUCUUCCGUUUUCUCAACUCCCCAUUUCCUCCAUUUCCCCUUCAAACCCAAAUCAUUUAUUUUUCUUCUCUACUAUUCUUCUUCUUCCACCUCACUUUCAAAUUCUCCCCUUCUCAAUUACCUUGUAAAAAACUUGGGUUUCACUGAAACUCAAGCUCUUUCAAUCGCUAAACGCUACCCCAACGUGAAAUCCUUCGAAAGGCCCCAAUCUGUUGCCAACUUUUUCCGAAAUCUUGGCUUUUCUAAUGCCCAAAUAGCCGCUUCUGUCCGACACGCGCCCCAAAUUCUCUUUGCGGAUGUCGAAACGAAGCUUAGGCCAAAAAUCAAGUUUUUUCAAGAUCUGGGUCUUGUGGGACCUCACCUGGGUAAGUUCCUUUCCAGGAAUUCUGCGCUUUUGGCUUGUAGUUUAGACAAAAAGUUGAAUCCUUCUAUCCAAAUUGUCAAGAAAGUUUUAGGGAAUAAUGAUAAUGAGGACGUGAUUAGGGUCUUCAAUAGAUGCAAUGGUUUUAUUGUCAGAGAUUGCAUAUUAAAGUUUUCGAGAAACAUUGAGUAUUUGGAGAGCUGUGGGAUUGUUGGGUCUCAGCUCUCAAGGUUGUUAAAGAGACAACCUAGGAUUUUCAGAAUGCGAGAAUCUGAAUUAAGGAACCUCGUUUUGAGGGUUUUGGAUAUGGGGUUUUCAACUGAUUCGAGGAUGUUAGUACAUGCUAUUCAUACUAUGAAUUGCUUGAGUAAACAAACAUUUAAGAAGAAAUGGGAAUUACUAAAGAGUUUUGGUUUUUCGGAAAAUGAUUGCUUGGAUAUUUUUAGGAAGACCCCAGGUCUUUUUAGGACCUCUGAGAAGAAAAUGAAGUUAGGAAUAGAGUUCUUUACGAAUGUAGCAAAGGUUGAUAAGAAUGUGUUGGUUUCUAGACCAUAUCUGUUGAUGAAUAGCUUGGAAGACCGGGUGAUUCCUCGAUACAGAGUUUGGCAGAUUAUCAAGUUAAAGAAGUUGCUGAAGAAGGAACCGAGUUUUCUUUACAUUUUGGACUAUACAGAGAAUGAGUUCUGGCAGUUCAUCUCAAGGUUUAAAGAUCAUGGGGAGGAGCUGUUGAUAGCUUACAAGGCUCAUCGUUUGCACACUUCUUCUUCUUCAGAAGAAGAAGAAGAAGAAGAAGAAAAAGAAACAUGAUAGGAGCCUGCUUUCGUUUAACAUGGUUUCACUUUGACCUGCACCAGUCUCAAUUAAUAAAGGCCAGUUCUGAGCCUUCAUGUUGAUUCGAUCAAAAAUUAGUCAUGUCACAGGUUCUGAGUUUGUUAUUUGACAAGAUAAGAAAUAUCAAUAGAAAUGUUUAAGAUGCCCCUUUAUGUUUUAUGGAACUUGAGGGAUCAAUCACUGUGAUGAUGGUCUCGGAGUAGUUACAUGGUUCAGUUUCUCAUGCAAGCUGGAUAGCUGUGACAGAGAUUUGCAUCAAGAGGAAGCUGAUCCACAAGUGCACGCAAUUGAUUUUCAUUUUUGCAGGCAUUCUGAAAGUGAAGUUAUUGAAUGCACUGUUUACAAAACUGUAUGAUCUCUUUUUCGAAGCAAGUGUUUACAAACUGAGUUUUUGGGGCUGCAGAGAACAUCUUGAGGGCCCAAGUACUGUUACAAGAUGUUGGCUAGUUGAUGGCAUCUGUGAAGGGCUAAGUGAAAACAGAUUGAUCAAUGUUCCAGCAUAAGAAUUCAAAGAAAUUUGGCCUUGAUUUUUGCUUCUUGGUAUGAUAUUUUGGCCUAGUUUCUCUUGAGCAUGAUUACCUGACUUAGGCUGCUAUAUUUGGAUUGAUUCUUGCUGCACAUUAGGACUGAGAUGGACAAGUAUGUGACAUUAAUGUUUGGCUACUACAUUGGGACUGAGAUGGACAGGUCGCAAGCUUAAUGCUUGAAUUUGGGAAAGAUUUAAUUUUUUUUUCUUUUAAAUUUGUUGAAUCUAUAAUUACUACGAUUAAAUAUUUGUAUAUAAUAUUUUUAAUAUUAAAAAUUCAG